Ambispora gerdemannii is the source of this 129-nucleotide messenger RNA. Lineage: Eukaryota; Fungi; Glomeromycota; Glomeromycetes; Archaeosporales; Ambisporaceae. The record is from the annotation of a GenBank genome assembly.
AUGGAAUUACCAGAUAAAAUUGAUCCAGAAGAAUAUGAAGAUAAAGACCUAAUUGAUCAAUCUCUUUAUAUUAUCAAUGAAAAACUAAAUGAUCAACUCAUCCUGCAAAUAAAAAUUCAAGAAGAAUCA